AGCCAGCCAAUGGGGACAUCCAGGGAAGAGCGCUCCAAGUGGGGAACAGCUCGCCGAGGUCCUGACGUGGGAACGAGCUCAAGUCAGGAUAUCAAGGAGCCGAGGUUGGGAGGCGGCCAGGCCUUCGCCGGGCUCUCAGCGGAGCCACCGCUGCCUCUAUCCGGUCCUGCUGCUGGGCACCUUCAUUGGCCCCCUGCUGCCCACCACCCACCAUGUCAGAGGAGACCCAGGAAGGGGAUUAGGAGCCCGAAGGCCCCUUCUACCGCCGGACACCCUUUGGAAGGGCGAGGGGGGCCUGACCCGCUGGCUCAACCAGUCCCACGCUGACCCCGCAGACACCGCGGCCCUGAUGAGGAGCAGGGCGCCGCUGGCUCCCAACCACGUGGAGGAGGUGCGCCUCCACCAGGUGGAGUCCAUCAGUGACCUUCACAACGGUGGUCCGCUGUGCCCCUACCUGGCCGAGGAGAGGCAGCCGUGGGGCGAGCUGCUGGGCGUGCUGCCGCCCUCACUGUGCGCCCAGGCCGGCUGCGGCCCGCUGCACAGCCGCGGGGCCUUCCUGCUGCUGCUCGCGCUGCUGGUCCUCACCUGCCUGGCACUGGCCGUGCUGGCCGUCUACCUGAGUGUGCUGCAGAGCGAGUCCCUCCGCGUGCUGGCGCACACGCUGCGAACCCAGGAGGAGGUGCUGCUCAAACUCCGGCUCGCCAGCCUCAGCCAGCUGCGGAGGCUCAACUCCAGUGAGGCCCGAGCACCCAGCUGAGAUGCCUUUUGGACCAGGGGCCUGGGGGUAUGUGCCGGGGAAUAAAGUGGCCGUUGGCAGCUUUCUCCUCUC
Odocoileus virginianus texanus is the source of this 829-nucleotide messenger RNA. NCBI's taxonomy places the organism in Eukaryota, Metazoa, Chordata, Mammalia, Artiodactyla, Cervidae. The record is from RefSeq and is a predicted model, not a curated record.